AUGUUGAAUAUGCAAGGAGCUGAAGAGAGAGAGAUUGAAAGAGAGAUUUGUCCAGGUUGGGUGAACAAGCCUGCUCCAGAGCAGGAUGGCUCUGAAAUUGAUUUGCCAGGGAUAGCAUCAAAGAGAUCCCAAGAGGAUGAAUACCAGGAUUCUACAUUUGAAGAAAAAUAUGUAUGUGAGAGCAUGAAGGAAAACCCUCCCAGAGAGGUUCCUGGACCAUGCCUUUUCCAAGAAGGUUUUGGGGGAAUAGCUUUCAUCCACAAGGAAGCACCUCCAGAAAUGAUGAGACAAGAAUAUAAUUUUGAGAGAAGCCUGCUUUUGACCUCAAGCCUUGUUACACAUCUCAGGGUUUCUACAGAAGAGAGCCUACAUCAGUGGGAGACAAGUAGCAUAUACACCAAUGAGAUUUCAGACCAAAGUAAAUGUCCAAUCUUCUCUACACAGAAAAAAUCUUGGAAAUGUAGUGAAUGUGGAAAAACUUUUAAUCAGAGCUCAUCCUUUACCCAGCAUCAGAGAAUUCAUACGAGACCCUACACAUGUGAGGAAUGUGGGAAAACUUUUAGUCGUAGCUCAUUCCUUGUUCGACAUCAAAGAAUUCACACCGGAGUGAAACCAUAUGGAUGUGAGCAGUGUGGGAAAACAUUUCGAUGUCGAUCAUUUCUUACUCAGCAUCAGAGAAUCCACACUGGAGAGAAACCGUAUAAAUGUAAUGACUGUGGGAAUUCCUUCCGCAAUCAUUCACAUCUCACUGAACACCAGAGAAUUCACACUGGAGAGAAACCUUAUAAAUGUAAUAGAUGUGGGAAGGCAUUCAGUCAGAACACACACCUCAUUCAUCAUCAGAGAAUUCACACUGGUGAGAAACCUUAUUUAUGCAAUGAAUGUGGCUCUUCUUUUCGCAAACACUCAAAUCUUACACAACAUCAGAGAAUUCACACUGGGGAAAAACCCUAUAAAUGUGAUGAAUGUGGGAAGACUUUCCAUACAAAGGCAAACCUCUCUCAGCAUCAGAGAAUUCAUACUGGAGAGAAACCCUAUAAAUGUAAGGAAUGUGGGAAAGCGUUUUGUCAGAGCCCAUCCCUUAUUAAACACCAGCGAAUUCAUACUGGAGAAAAACCCUAUAAGUGUAAGGAAUGUGGCAAAGCUUUUGCUCAGAGCACCCCACUCACUAAACAUCAGAGAAUUCAUACAGGGGAAAGACCCUACAAAUGCAGUGAGUGUGGUAAAGCUUUCAUUCAGAGCAUUUGCCUUAUUCGGCAUCAGAGAAGCCACACUGGAGAAAAACCGUAUAAAUGCAAUGAAUGUGGGAAGGGCUUUAACCAGAAUACCUGCCUCACUCAGCAUAUGAGAAUUCAUACUGGAGAGAAGCCCUAUAAAUGUCAAGAAUGUGGGAAAGCCUUUGCUCACAACACGUCUCUUACUGAACAUCAUAGAACUCACACUGGUGAGAAGCUCUAUAAGUGUAGUGAGUGUGAGAAAACCUUCCGCAAGUAUGCACAUCUUAGUGAACAUUACAGGAUUCACACUGGUGAGAAGCCUUAUGAGUGCUUUGAAUGUGGAAAAUUCUUCAGACAUAGUUCAGUCCUUUUCAGACAUCAGAAACUUCACAGUGGUGAAUAA
Molecule: messenger RNA, 1620 nt
Organism: Lipotes vexillifer (Yangtze River dolphin)
Lineage: Eukaryota; Metazoa; Chordata; Mammalia; Artiodactyla; Lipotidae
Gene: ZNF502
Product: zinc finger protein 502
Exons: 2
Coding region: 1-1620 (539 amino acids)
Biological process (GO): regulation of cytokine production; regulation of immune system process; negative regulation of transcription by RNA polymerase II
Cellular component (GO): nucleoplasm
Molecular function (GO): RNA polymerase II cis-regulatory region sequence-specific DNA binding; DNA-binding transcription repressor activity, RNA polymerase II-specific
Source: RefSeq, a predicted model, not a curated record